AAAAAUAUUGGAUAGUUUUGACAUCUUUGGAAUUAUUUUUUUUAAAGUAUACAUUCCCCAAGAAAGUAUUCAAAAUUGAGUGUUUUCUCUCUCUCUCUCAAUAUGCCCUGCAGACUUCUAGGAAAAGUUGCUGGGAGAUCUUUGGCACCCAAAUACCACGCUGUGUCCUGACAAUGGCCCUCAACAUGAUGUCUAGUUAUGUGCUUUUGGUAGCAGCGGUGCUGCUGUCUUCCCAGGCACUGGUACUCAAUGUAACAACAGACCAAGUGGAAGUAGGGAAAACAAGAAAUGUUUCCCUAGAAUGUCUCGACAACUUCCCCCAGCCAGAUAAUUCUGAGGUUGUAAUGAUAAGAGUGCUGAAAAAAGACCAUGCUGGGUGGAACAGUUUUGCAGAGAUCCGCGAUUGCGACACGGAAGUACGGCCAAAACGUAAGGGUGUGCUCGCUGUGGCCAACAAGACCCUCACUGUAAACAGCUUUCUGCGGAUCACGUGGCCCGUGGCGACUGACGAUACCAUAGGCACAUUCAGGUGUGACGUAAUUAGCCUGACGUCCUGGGAGGGUGUCAACUGGCAAAAGAGCCUACCCACGUUCAUAUUCCGUAAGAGUGACGUCACACUGCAGAUCCUUAGCAGCAUUGUGGAGGAGAACAAGAACGAUUACCUCCAGCGACUGCGCUCUCAGAGGGAAACCAUUCUGGAGCACGUGACAACCACGGCAGAAGAAGGCAAGAGACAGUGUGCGCAGCAAAAAGAGAACCUUCUACAAAACGUCACCGCGACCGUCGAGUCUCUGCGAGAGAGUUUUGAGAGCAAGUGGAAGAGCCAGCUACAGGUCCUGAGCCACACAGUAGACCUGAAGAAGAGGGAGUGUCCACAUCAGAUGCUGUCCCAGAAACGCCAGAUUUUGGAAAAUGUGGAGACGAUCAUGGAGCAGAACAAACUAGCGUCUGUACAACUGGAAGGACGCAUUCUUGGCAACGUCACUGCGACUUUUGAACAAAAUAGACGGGAGUUUGUACAACUGGAAGAACGCAUUCUUGGCAACGUCACAGCGACUUUUGAACAAAAUGAAAUGAAGUUAUCACAACUGGAAGAACGCAUUCUCGGUAAUGUCACAGCGACUUUUGAGCAAAAUGAAAUGAAGUUUGUACAACUGGAAGAACGCAUUCUCAGCAACGUCACGGCGAUGAUUGAGGCACUUAAAGCGGGUUAUGAGCACAAGCCCAAUACGUGUGCUGACGUCACGAUUCAAGCGCCCCGGCCCGUGGUCACCCUUUCUAAUGGCAUGCAAGUCGUCUGUGACACUGAGACAGACAACGGAGGCUGGAUCGUGGUCCAGAGGCGUACCUCGGCCGACGUGGACUUUUUCCGGGGCUGGGUGGACUACAAAAAAGGGUUCGGUGACCUCUCUGGAAACUUCUGGUUUGGGCUGGAGAAAAUCCACCUGCUGACAUAUAAGGAGAGGUACGAGCUGCGGGUUGACUUUACGUACAAUGGGACAAACUACUACGCCAUUUACAAAAACUUUUUGUUGCUUGGAGAAUCCGAGAAUUACAAAAUUAAGAUCUCCGGAUAUUCAGGUAAUGCAGGGGACCAAAUGAGUUAUCACAAUGGCCAGGCGUUCAGUACGAAGGACCGUGAAUACAGUCCUUCCAACUGUGCCAGUAUACGUCAUGGAGCUUGGUGGUACAACCAGUGCGCGUACGUGAACCUCAACGGGGCGUGGGCCACAGAGGAGUACGCUAAGGGCGUGUUUUGGGUCCGUGUAACAGGAUAUGCCAAUUCUGCCACCUUCAGUGAAAUGAAAAUACGACCACUGGCAAAAUGACAGCUUUAUGACGGCGAAUACUCGGUGUUCUGAUUAUGUACGAAGCUUGUGUGUCCAUAUAUUAUUUUGUUCGAAA
Messenger RNA from Aplysia californica (California sea hare), 1905 nucleotides. Its product is annotated as angiopoietin-related protein 2. The transcript has 5 exons. The record is from RefSeq and is a predicted model, not a curated record. The coding region runs from base 174 to 1829 and encodes 551 amino acids. Lineage: Eukaryota; Metazoa; Mollusca; Gastropoda; Aplysiida; Aplysiidae.